AUGGGGUUUUUUUAUCACCAGGAGAGCUAUCCCCCGGUGAUAAAGCGUGUCUACACUGUCCACGUCAUAGCGCUGCCUUGCUGGAGCAGCCGCUCUGCUGGGGGGCUGGCCCCUCCGCGGGGCGGGGAGGCUGCGUUCAAGGGCUGCAGGGCCCCGGCAGCGGGGGGGGGGGGAUUAGCGGGGGGCCUAGCGCUGGCAGCAAGAGUUGGGCCCGCCCCCCACUCACCGGUGGCAGCAGGAAGCAGAGUGACCCAGACCCAGCCUACUCCGCUCCCGCAGCUCCGAGCCCUGUCGCUUGAGGGAGGGAGCUUGGAGGAAGGGGUCAGGCCCGCCCCCACACUCACCAGUGGCGGCGGCGGGAAGCGGAGCAACGCGACUGGGAGCUGGCAGAGCGGAGCGGGCUGGGGCCGGGUCGCUCUGCUUCCUGCCGCCGCCGCCUUCUACACCGGCGCUUUGGUGACUGUCAGAGCCAAAGCUCUGCCUGCACGUCAGUCUUUUGGGUGGCGGAACGCGUCCCUGCAGCAGGCGUCUGAGCUCACGCUGCGCUUCCCGUCUCUCCGCGCGCUGCUUUUCCGCGGGCUGGAGCACCCCCCGCAGCGGCCGUACAGCGCCAGUGCCACUCAACCAGCCACAGACACUCGGCCAAUGGCAGAGCGGCGGAGGCGGGACCAGCGAGGGAACCCGAUUCCUCCUCUCCCCCAGCGGACAGAACCAAUGAAGAGAGGAGAAGAGAAAGGUGGUGUGGGCGUGGCUUGCGGCUCUGUGACGUCGGAAACCCGGACGUGGCCUCUCCCGGGAGGGGGUGUACCCUAG
Messenger RNA from Dermochelys coriacea (leatherback sea turtle), 813 nucleotides. RefSeq lists its product as uncharacterized. The transcript has 3 exons. The record is from RefSeq and is a predicted model, not a curated record. Lineage: Eukaryota; Metazoa; Chordata; Testudines; Dermochelyidae. The coding region runs from base 1 to 813 and encodes 270 amino acids.